AUGGAUUUAUCAAAAGAUUCUUGCUCUAAAAAACCCAAGGAAGAAGCAGGAUUUUUUUCUCUUUUAUUUCUAUCAUGGAUGAACAAUCUUCUAUAUACUGGUUAUAAACGGCCUUUGCAGGAUAAUGAUUUGCACGAGUUAUCAGAUGAUCAUUAUGCCGAAGAAAUAGCAGAACAAAUUGACGAUGCCUGGGAAGAUGAGGUCAUGAAUGCCAAGAACAGUGGAAGACAACCUCGUCUAUGGCGAGCGGUGCUUAAGAUAUUCCCAUUGCAACAAUAUGUGUUAGUCCUGGUUUUGAAAUUUAUGCACACAGCAAUGGGCUCCAUAUUUCCAGUUCUACUUUGGUUUUACCUCAGGACUCUCAAGGAGGAUUUUCAGCAUUACCAAAAGUAUGCUACUCUUUCUGCUGCUGGGAUCAGUGUUGCUGUAUUGAUUCGAGUGUUUGCCGGCAAACAUCACGAUCUUCAAACAAGAUCUAUGGCAAUAAAUCUCAAAGUAGCAUUGAUUGGACUAAUCCACAAAAAGUCACAACAGGUCACAUCCAAAACCUCAUGUGAUGUGCAAAGAAUGGAAGAUUCGUACAUGGUGAUAUCAUCCUUGAUAAUGACGCCAUUCAUUAUUGUCAUGUCCUUGGGCGUGUUGCUGUUAUUCGUUGGUUGGCAGUCUUUAUGUGGUGUUAUACUCCUUCUCUUUUUUGUUAUUCUCUCCUUUUCUAUGGCCAAAAAGUACGCCACGUUGCGUAGAAAGCAAGCUGAGUUGACAGAUCAGCGCCUAGGUAUUUUGAACGAAAUCGUCUCAGGGAUUCGAGCUGUAAAGACUUACGCUUGGGAACAGAGUUUUAUGAACUUGAUUAAAGUUGUGAGAAGGAAAGAAAUUGACUACGUCGUUCGCAAAACCAUAUUCUACUCACUAAAUAAUUCAGCCGAAGAUGCUCUCAAUGACGUCACAACGCUAAUAGCCAUAGUAGCAUUGAUUUACUCAGGAAUUCAUCUUUUUUCCUAUCAUAUAUUUACUAUGGCUACGAUAUUUCAAAAUCUAGCUAAUUGUAUGGCUUAUAACAUCGAUUACUGCUAUCGUUAUAUUCAAGAUAUAAAAAUCUCAUUGCAGAGAAUAGAAAAGUUCUUGUUAGAAAAAGACUUGGAUUUUGAACUAGAACUCAGUCCUUUUGAAGCUUCAGAUCAAGUUUCAGGUAUGACAAGCAACAUCGAUAACUAUAUGAUACUAAAAGGCCUAUCAGCAGCAUGGAGCACUAGUCAGCAAAAUGUGAUUCAUGAUAUCACUCUCAAAGUCAGUCCACAUCAGUUGAUGGUUAUCACAGGUCCUGUUGGCAGCGGAAAGUCUUCUUUACUGAUGGCUAUGCAGAGAGAGAUUCCCAUAACAUCUGGAAAAAUUUCAUUUCAUGGUAAGAUGGCUUAUGUUUCACAAGUACCUUGGACAUUUUCUGGGACGGUGCGUGAUAAUAUUGUCUUUGGAAAAACCUUUGAUAAGAUGAAAUAUCAAAGGAUUCUUGACCUUAGCGGUUUGCAGAAGGAUAUGAAAAGAUUYCCAAAAGGAGAUCUAAGCAUGAUUGGUCAACGUGGUGUCGUCCUGAGUGGUGGUCAGCGGUCUCGUGUCAGUCUAGCACGCGCAAUGUAUUCAGAAGCAGAGAUAGUUUUACUUGACGACCCAUUGAGUGCCGUGGAUGCUAAAGUUGGUCAACAGAUCUUUGAAAAGUGUGUUUGUGAAGAGUUGUCAGGUAGUCUUAGAAUUCUAGUUACACAUCAGUUGCAGUAUCUUCCUCGAGCCGACUGGAUAGUUAUAAUAAAAGAUGGUCGCAUUGAAGACCAAGGAUCGUACGAGAAACUGAAAGCAAGAGGAACGAUACAACAGGAACAUAUAAUUGAGGUUGCUGCCAGUAACAAUUCGACUGCUGAUAGAGCAACUUUCAUUCGAACCUCGAAACAAAAAGAACCAGAUGAGAAAGAAUCAUGUGACCUGGUGGAAGAGGAGGAAGAGAAAGAUAUUGGUCACGUGACAUGGCGCUUGUACUGGUCUUUCUUUAGAACUGGAUCCAACAGUGUGUCUAUAUUAAGCUUUGCCUUCUUCUACCUAUUCGUACAAGGUACUAAGAACUUUGAGUGA
Messenger RNA from Actinia tenebrosa (Australian red waratah sea anemone), 2121 nucleotides. Its product is annotated as ATP-binding cassette sub-family C member 4-like. Lineage: Eukaryota; Metazoa; Cnidaria; Anthozoa; Actiniaria; Actiniidae. Gene Ontology annotation, biological process: transmembrane transport. Gene Ontology annotation, molecular function: ATP binding; ATP hydrolysis activity; ABC-type transporter activity. Gene Ontology annotation, cellular component: membrane. The record is from RefSeq and is a predicted model, not a curated record.